Perognathus longimembris pacificus (Pacific pocket mouse) is the source of this 2136-nucleotide messenger RNA. RefSeq names its product IKAROS family zinc finger 3 (gene Ikzf3). Gene Ontology annotation, biological process: regulation of transcription by RNA polymerase II. Gene Ontology annotation, cellular component: nucleus. NCBI's taxonomy places the organism in Eukaryota, Metazoa, Chordata, Mammalia, Rodentia, Heteromyidae. The coding region runs from base 350 to 1882 and encodes 510 amino acids. Gene Ontology annotation, molecular function: RNA polymerase II cis-regulatory region sequence-specific DNA binding; DNA-binding transcription factor activity. The transcript is spliced from 9 exons. The record is from RefSeq and is a predicted model, not a curated record.
CCCCCCCCCCCCCCCCCCCGCCACGGGAUCCCGGCCCUCGUUCACCCGUUAGUCUCCUAAAAUAGACACCCCGAGGCAGUUACUGAUGCACCGUUUCCAUGCUUUGGGGGUUCCUCCGGUGUGACCAGAAAAGGGGCUGAAGGUGCCCAACCCGCGUCCUUUAAAGCCUCCGCCAGCCAGCGCCGCUGUAACCUCGCGCACCGGCAGGGCGCCCGCUGCUCCGACGCGCGCCACGGGACCCCGGGACUCCCCGCCCCGGGAAUCUCCGGCAACCACGGGGCCGGAGCACGUGGAGCGGCCGGGGAGCCUGAGCUGCAGCUCCAGCCCAGCGCGGCAGCCCGGCGUGGACAUGGAAGAUAUACAACCAAAUCCAGAGCUGAAAAGCAGUCAGGAGCAAUCUGUCCCCACAGAAAGUCCAACAGCUUCAAGUGACUACAGUUUAACCAAACCACAUGAAAUAGAAAAUGUGGAUAGUGCAGAUGGCCUGGCCAAUGAAGAUGAUGAUGAAGCUGCAGAUGAUUCGAUGAAAGUAAAAGACGAAUACAGCGAGAGAGAUGAGAAUGUUUUAAAGCCAGAGCCCAUGGGAAAUGCAGAGGAGCCUGACAUUCCAUACAGCUACGCAAGAGAAUAUAACGAGUAUCAGAACAUCAAGCUUGAGAGGCACGUUGUCUCCUAUGACAGCAGCAGACCAGCCAGUGGCAAGUUGAACUGUGAUGUGUGUGGACUGUCCUGCAUUAGCUUCAAUGUUUUAAUGGUCCAUAAGCGGAGCCACACUGGUGAACGCCCGUUCCAGUGCAAUCAGUGUGGAGCAUCUUUUACUCAGAAGGGUAACCUCCUCCGCCACAUUAAGUUGCACACAGGGGAAAAACCUUUUAAGUGUCACCUCUGCAACUACGCCUGCCAAAGGAGAGACGCACUCACAGGGCACCUUAGGACACAUUCGGUGGAAAAGCCUUACAAAUGUGAGUUUUGCGGACGGAGUUACAAGCAGAGAAGUUCCCUGGAGGAACAUAAGGAGCGGUGCCGCACAUUUCUUCAGAGCUCUGACCUGGGUGACACAGCAAGUACGGAGGCAAGACACAUCAAAACAGAGAUGGGAAGUGAAAGAGCUCUCGUUCUGGAUAGAUUAGCAAGCAAUGUGGCAAAACGAAAAAGCUCAAUGCCUCAGAAAUUCAUUGGGGAGAAGCGCCAGUGUUUUGACGCCAACUACAAUUCCAACUACAUGUAUGAGAAAGAGAAUGAGAUCAUUCAGACCAGAAUGAUGGACCACACCAUCAAUAACGCCAUCAGCUAUCUUGGGGCUGAGGCCCUGCGCCCCCUGGUCCAGACCCCACCUGCUCCCACCUCUGAGAUGGUCCCCGUCAUCAGUAGCAUGUACCCUAUAGCCCUCACCCGGGCUGAGAUGUUGAAUGGUACUCCCCAGGAGCUGGAGAAGAAGACCACCCACCUGCCAGAGAAGAGCCUGCCUUCCGAGAGAGGCCUGUCCCCCAAUAACAGCGGCCACGACUCCACGGACACAGACAGCAAUCACGAUGAGCGCCAGAGCCACCUCUACCAGCCAAGUCCCCUGGCCGUCUCCAGGGCCCGCAAUGGGAUGCCACUCCUGAAGGAGAUCCCACGCCCCUACGACCUCCUCAAGGCCCCUCCCGUCUGCCCCAGGGACUCCAUCAACGUGAUCGGCAAGGAAGGGGAGGUGAUGGAUGUGUUUCGCUGCGACCACUGCCGCGUGCUCUUCCUGGAUUAUGUGAUGUUUACCAUCCACAUGGGCUGCCACGGCUUCCGUGACCCUUUCGAGUGUAAUAUGUGUGGAUAUCGAAGCCACGACCGAUACGAGUUCUCCUCUCACAUAGCCAGAGGAGAACACAGGAUCAUGCUGAAGUGAGCCUCUUGGCUCAUAAAUCUUGCCUAAAGAUUCCACAUCAUUGAAAAAAAAAAAAAAGAGUGAUAACCCCACCCAAUAGGCUGCUUUUAACCCCCUGCUCCUUCUAAUACCAUUUUUAGUACCCAAAGGGUUGUGUGCAAAGGGAGACCCAGAGAAACACGGUCUUCAUUCAGAAAUGGUUCCCAGAUCUAUUACAUGGUGACUUUGAUGAAACCUUUGUUUUCCUCUCUGUCAGAUUUGGUAGGAUUUAAGAG